Molecule: messenger RNA, 3749 nt
Organism: Hermetia illucens (black soldier fly)
Lineage: Eukaryota; Metazoa; Arthropoda; Insecta; Diptera; Stratiomyidae
Gene: Gbs-76A
Product: glycogen-binding subunit 76A
Exons: 4
Coding region: 845-2743 (632 amino acids)
Biological process (GO): regulation of glycogen biosynthetic process
Cellular component (GO): protein phosphatase type 1 complex
Molecular function (GO): protein phosphatase 1 binding; glycogen binding
Source: RefSeq, a predicted model, not a curated record
GGCGCGACCGGGCGAGGGUGAGAAUCUCGGGCAGAACGACCUUGCGGUGCCCUUGGUUUGACACUUACAUAUCGCGAAAGGAACAGUAAGCCCGCAAGAUUCUUCUGGGACGACAGUUCUUGUGACUUGUGCUCGCGGCUGAGUCUUGGGCGAAACACCAUCGCCGUCGCAACUAGUCCGCCUGGCGUAAAAGCGUUUUCAAGUUCGGACGAGGGAGAUUCCUUCCAGUCCACAACGGGCCGCAGUGGUGAGAAAGUGCGCGUGAAUGGUCCCUUCGCGACUUGCACGGAUCCUGGCCAUAAACAAAACUUUCAUUUUGUUACAUAAAUUUAUCGAGAAGUUCUAUUACGAGUUUUUCGUGGUCGUCUAUUAAUAAAAUCCCUGAAGUGUUUGAUUCCGUUGACGCUGGCGGCACCCGGCGCUGAAUCAAAUAAUUGUGCUCUGGUAUCCACCCGCGUCGAAUGUUGACAAAGGUUGCAGUUCGAAAGCCCUUUUAAGGAUGUUGCAGUGAGAAAGAUGUGCGAUAGCGCGACAGUGCUAAAAAUCAAAGUUCAUGUUUGUGCCGAUUCGUAAACUGCGAGGUCAGCAGACACAUCAGCAUCCUAAAGUGAAACGUUUGGCUGCACGGGCCAAGGAUACACAACGGCGUCAUCGAUUCACCCAGUGUGUUGUCGAGAAAGCAAAAAACAUUUCUACAAUGCGGGAAUACAUUUACUGACGCUAAUCACCUCGGAAUCAUCAAUUUAAUUUUUUUCAUUUUUUUUGUUGGUUAAAAAGAAACUCCAAAACACUGCUGAACCGAUAUCCAUUGCGUCGUUCGUAAGUGGAUUUUGUGUGGACGUAGAUGAACGGGCCUGGUGAUAUACCAACAACGAACGGUACUGUUCCCGAGCAACAUUGCGGCCCAUUAGGAUUCCUUCCAUCGUUCGGCAUGUCCUGCCGAGGACGCGCUGAAGCCUUCGCAAGACGGCUUCAAUCACGUUUGCGUACACUCGGAUCACAGGCAGGCGACGAUGAUUCACCUACGGCUGAUGAAGAACCCAUUAUCAAUAGUACAGAAAACACAUGGCUCUCGCAAGAUGGCCAUCAACAAGGCGUUACAAGCCUGCAGCCCUUGCGGCACAUGAGCCACGAAGCUGAUUCCUUUUUUGACUUUGACUGCGAACCCGAGAGCCCAGGUAGUCCUGCUGACGAGUGUGAAUACUCUCGUCUAAUUGAGACUGCCUCAGUAACACCUCAAAAUGAUGCCGCUCCAGAAUCAGGUUACAUUUGCGCUUCACCUAUAACUCCGGAAAAUGCAAGUCAGGCGAGCCAUAGCUCUUCAGACGGGCCAUUCUUUGAUCCGGAGGCAUCAGAAAAUGAAGAUCGGUCACUCCCGACAGAUUACUAUGACUGCGUCGAAUCGAAGAGAGACUCGGGAAUAAGUGUGGCUAUAAACGGACAUGAUGAAAGCGAAGGUCAAAAUCAUAAAGAAGAAUUUUUCCACAACGAUCAACUUCACACCAUACAAAAUGAUAGUAGCGAUAGUCUCUCGGAAUCGUUGCCGCCUUCUCAGGAUAGCACAUCGACAAAUGCAACAUCCACCACACAAUCGAGUUUCACAUUCACCGGCGCUAAUUCUUCAUCGAACAGCACUUUACAGGACAUCGUACUCGCGGAAUUGCAGGAACAAAGCGCAAAGCAAACUGUUAAGCUUCAAAAUGGGUACCCAGAAGAACACGCGAAUACUACCGAUGAAGGCCAAAACGAUCACACCGAGGCGGAGGCAAGUCUCAUGAAUGAAUUAAGUCAAGAACUGAAAAAGGAGGAAGAAACAACUCAAAUCGUAGAGGAACAAUCGAAUGUGCCAGAAAACACCCCCAAGGAGCGUGACACAGGCUUAAAGAUAGAUAUUGUGGAGGCGAAUAAUGCAUCUUUGACAGCAGAUUCUCAGGAAAAUGCACAGUUUGAAGGAGAAAAUUCAACGGAAAAACAAUCUGAAGGUCAGAAGCAAUUAUCAACUUGCGAUACUGACGAUGAUGACGACUGUAGACCCCAGCGAGUGAGACGCUGCUCUUCAUUAAAAACCGGCAAAACCCCGCCUGGCACUCCUGGCCGCAAGAAAAUCGUGCGCUUCGCCGACGUACUAGGGCUCGAUUUGGCUGACGUUAAAACGUUUCUCGAUGAAAUUCCCACGAUACCUAAAUCAGCAUAUGAGGAUCUUGAUGUAAUCGAUCCUAUCGAGCAACCCAUCCAACUUGGACCACGACUCGAAAAGAUUCUGAUGCCGCUCUUCCAACAACCCGGUGGUCUACCCAACUUUCUUGACAUGGUACGCGAAAUGCAAGUAUGUUUAGAAAAUGCGGCUGUGACUGAUACGAUUAAUUUAACGAUAACGGGCAGCGUACGUGUUCGAAAUUUGGACUUUCACAAAUCUGUUCAUAUACGCUACACCUUGGAUAAUUGGCGCAGUUUUGCAGAUUUGCAAGCUAACUAUGUGCAAAAUUCCUGUGAUGGUUUCUCGGAUAAGUUUUCGUUUGUGUUGUUUGGCAAUUCAAUGAGUAUUGGACAAAGGUUGCAGUUUGCAGUACGCUUCCAGUGCAAGGGGCAACAAUUCUGGGAUAGUAACCACGGUGCCAAUUACUGUUUCCAAUGUUUGCCGGUUACGUCAAAUGCAACACCACAUCGUCCGAUCAUCCCCCACCAUCACGCCAGCUCAAUCCUGAGUCCGGUCGACACUUGGUGCAGUGGAUCAUUCUACUAAGGUCGCGGAAACAAAGUCAGAAUCCUUGUGUUUUUAGUGAAAGAGAAGUGUUUGUAAAUAGAAUUUUUAGUCUACCCGAAUACAGACUGUUGAACGAAUUGCAGGCUACAACGUUUCCGAAAUUUUCGAAGAUAACACAUUUUUUUUUAUUAAAAGCACAGAGUCUACGUUGCGAGCAUUUGGCAAGCGACAUCUGACAAUGAGAAAUUGGAAAUAUCUUACAAACACUAUGACCUAGACCAGCAUAAUUUAGAAUCAAAGGAUCAAAUGCAUACCUCAGAUCACCCUGCUAUGAUUAAUCAUAUCUAUUGUUACCGUGACUGGAAGCCGAUUUUCGAUGACUGCUCCAACUAGGAGGCAGCGAAUGGCUACAGUCCGGAUGUGAUCCAAUUUAUUCAAACUAACUGUUAAUUAGGGCCAAGUCGAUGAGCGAAAAAGAAUGGCUAGCAAACUGGCCAUUAUACCUUGUUUAGUUUUAUGAUAUGUUCUCUCUUAUCAUUUUUUUAUUAAUUCAUAGAAACGUGCUUGUGAGAGUCUAGUUUUAAAGAAACCUUAGAAUAUGCACAUGUUAAGCAAGAAUAUCGACAAGUCGCCUUGUCACUAUCACACUUGAUUUCAGUUGUCUUUAUUUUUUUUUACAUUUACCAUUAUCUAGGUCUUAAGGCAUCUUCAAAUAUCAUAUAAUUGUAAAAGCAGUGAUGUUACAGUUUUUAAUGUUAAAUAUUUAUUACAAAUUGAUUUUAUGCGAAACGAUUGUUCCUAGGCAAGAGAAAAACUGUUGAAUCGUCAUUGAUUAUUAUUUCCUUUUUGUUUAUUCGUCUAAUUUAUGAUAAAAUGUAGAAAGGAGCGAAGAUGAUUGAUUCAAACGAUUGAUAAUCAUGUUUUGAUAGUGUUUUAUUAUGUUAUUAUGAUUAUUAUUAUGUUUGCCAUGUCAUGUAUUCAUUUUACACAUACACAGAUAAUUUAUAUAAACCAAAAGGAAAAUACAUCUAUUAUUGUUAUUUCA